Scylla paramamosain (green mud crab) is the source of this 5184-nucleotide messenger RNA. RefSeq names its product Golgi-specific brefeldin A-resistance guanine nucleotide exchange factor 1-like (gene garz). Gene Ontology annotation, biological process: regulation of ARF protein signal transduction. Bases 145 to 4830 code for a protein of 1561 amino acids. Gene Ontology annotation, molecular function: guanyl-nucleotide exchange factor activity. Lineage: Eukaryota; Metazoa; Arthropoda; Malacostraca; Decapoda; Portunidae. The record is from RefSeq and is a predicted model, not a curated record. The transcript has 13 exons.
CUUCUUUGACUAUCGCUAGUACUAUACUGGCUGAUAGUACAGAAGAGGAGGGAGGAGGAGGAGGAGGAGAAGAAGAAGAAGAAGACAAAAGUAAACAAGAAGAAGAAGAAGAAGAAGGAAGAGAAGAAGGAUCUGAAGAGACAGAUGGAGACAAGAACACAGGAGGAAGAGGAGGAAGGAGGAGGAGAAGAGGAAGAGGAGGAAGAGGAGGAGGAAACAUCACCCACAUAUUUUUCUCCACCAAUAGAAGACAGGGAAAAUGAGGAGGUGGAAAAGGACUCGUACAUCAAUUCUCAGGGCGUCACCUUUACAGCGGAGGAGUGGAGGGGGGUGGAGGGGCCCAAGGGAUCGGACAGACGUACAGACACCAUCCAGAUCCACCCGUACGGUCUACCAUGCGUCCGGGAGCUCACAAGGUUUUUAAUUUCACUCACCUCGAUGGAUUCCGGACAGAACACGCCGAAUAUGAUAAUGGUCGGACUAAAACUGCUAACUGUCGGAUUGGAGGUGUCCGUCGACCACAUCGGAUCGUCAGCCGGACUCGUGGGCCUCCUCCGUGAUCAGCUCUGCCGGAACCUGCUGCAGUUGAUCGACGUAAAGAGCGGAAAAGUCAAAUUGCAAGUUUACAUUUGUGCCCUUCGAGUCUGCGGCAUCUUGUGCGAGUCGUUCCGCCCUUUCAUCAAGUUUCAAGUGGAGCGGAUUGUCGAGCGGCUGAUCGAGACCGUGUCGGCGGACAGCGGCUUCGUCACCUACCAGCACCGCGAGUUGGCCCUUCAAACGCUCGUCAGUUUGUGGAAAAUUGACGGUUUUGUGACGGAAACUUUCGUAAACUAUGACUGUGAUCUUUACUCUGUUAAUCUGUUGGAAGAAUCGAUCAAGACUCUAUCGAAGCAGGUGUUUCCGCUGCAGGGUCAGUUUCCGAGCAAUCUCCUGUGUCUGGACGCCCUCAUUGGCCUGCUGGCGGAGAUCGACGAGCGUGGCCGCCGACAGGAGGCAGGGAGAGACGACAGCGGCGAUGACUGUCAGAAAGAGAUGGAUUCACUUGACGAGUGUGUGUGUACGUGCGUUCGGCCGCCAAAGCUCCUCAUCCGCUCGAGAUUGACUGACGGGACGCAGCUGAGAGUCGACGAGCUGGCCAGGCGGAAGAAGCGCAAGGGUGUUAUUGCCCACGGGACGGACCUUUUCAACCACGUCAAGCCGGAGAAGGCUAUUGCUUAUUUGUCGGAAAACGGAGCGAUUGGGAAGGGAACGGUUGACGAGAUAGCAGACUUCCUGCGUUCCAAUCCAUCUCUGUGCAAGAAGCAGGUCGGGAACUACCUGUCCGCCAAGAAGAACGUGGAUAUUCUCUCCGCUUACGUGAAGACCUUCAAUUUCAGCGGAUUACGGAUUGACGAAGCCCUGCGGACCUUCCUGGAGACCUUCCGCCUGCCAGGGGAAGCUCCGCUCAUCUCCUUGAUAAUGGAGCACUUUUCCGCCAGCUGGUACGAGGCUAACGGAAGGCCAUUCCAAUCAGCGGACGGGGCGUUCACUCUCUCCUACGCCAUCAUCAUCCUCAACGUCGACCAGCACAACCCGAACGCUCGGAAGCAAAAUCCGUCAAUGACCCUCGAUCAAUUUCGGGUCAAUUUACGCGGAGUUGACAGCGGAAACGACUUCGACCAGGAGAUGUUGGCGGAGAUCUACCAUGCCGUACGCGCGGAAGAGUUCAUCCUUCCGUCGGAGCAGAAGGGAGCUGUCCGCGACGACUACCUCUGGCGGAAGACCCUCAACCGAGCGGAGAUUGACGAAACGGGGUACCUCCUCGCAAACGGAACGGCAGAGAUGGACAGGGACAUCUUUCAACUCGCCUGGGGGCCUUCCGUCGCUGCCCUGUCCUACGUGUUCGACAAGACAGCAGAUGAGACAACCGUUCGGAAAAUUCUAAGAGGCUACCAGCUCAUCGCGUCAAUCUCCGCUCGGUUUUGCAUGACAGACGUGUUCGACAACUUGAUAGUGACCCUCUGCAAGUUCACCGGGUUGACGCUGUCCGCCGACCAGCCAGAACUGACUGCAAUCAACUUCGGUGGCAAUCGGAAGGCACAGUUGGCGGCAAGGGAACUGUUCGAUUUAAUAAUAGAUUACGGAGACUCGAUGAGGGAUGGAUGGCGAAAUGUUAUUGAGGUUCUUGUGGCUCUCUUCCGCUGCAGGCUCCUCCCGGCUGCACUGACGGACGCAGUGGAUUACCUCGACCCCAGCGGAAAGAUAACACUACUGCCUACUACUAUCCAGACCACACCAGUGAGGGCUGAGAAUAGUUUACUAUCCUCACUGUACUCCUACAUAGCCCUCGUGGAACCAGCACAGACGCGCACACACACGCACACAGAUUCGGAAGCCAUCAUGAACGCGUGUGUGUGUGUACGCGAGUGCCGCCCGGAGAGACUAGUGACAGAGAGUGUGUACCUGCGGACGCACACACUUACGGAGGUCCUGCGCGCGUUUUUGGACUACACACACAUGGACGGCUCCGACGCGCACAUGGACGCACACACAGACGCACACAGACACACAGACGUACACACGCAGGCCUUUCUACUGGAGGUGACGACUAAUUUACUAUCGGCAAACAAGGAUCGCGCGCACAGACUAUUCUCCUGUGUACGCGAACCUAUGUAUGCAAUAUUUACGCGCACACAAGCUUCCUCGGAGACUAUUUUCGCCUUUGAGCGUGUGUGCGUGUGUGUGUUGCGACUAUCCCAGGUACUAUUGCGACGGGAGUGGUCAGAAUGGUCGAACUUGGAGGGUCUGCGAUGGCUGCUGACUAUCCGACCCAAACUGAUGCGAAUAGUCGCCAACCAGGUUCUCCACGGCCUUAAGGAGGUCCUGACUGCCAACAUAGAAAACAUCAAAUCCCUGGAAGACUGGAAGACUAUUUUUGCGAUAGUAUGCUAUGCUGGAGCUGGGGUGAAGCCAGAAGGAGGAGGAGGAGGAGGAGGAGGGGGAGGUGGAGGAGGAGGAGGAGGAAGAGGAGGAGGUACCUCCCCAUCCAGCGACAGUGAUGGAACAGUUGACUCAGGGUUAGGAACAGAAGAACAACCACAACUACCACAACUACAACCACCACAACUACCAGCAGAGGAGGCAAAUGUUGGUAGCAGCAGUAGUAGUGUGAGCUCCCCGAAUGGUCUACUAUCAAGAACUGAGAGCCCUGAUAGUAGUAAUGGCGGUUGGAUUUUGGUUAGCCCAGGUGGUGAAGUGGAGUCAACACCACAACAACCACAACCACAACUACCACCACCACCACCACAACCCUGGGGACUACUACCAUCUCAAAUAGUCAUGACCAGACACAGACCCAAGGCACUGAUGGCAGCUACUAUCCUGCUGUGUGGACUAUCCAAGGACUAUCGGAGCCCAGAAGCCUUGGGGUCUGCGGCGAAUUGUGGUAGAAUGUUAAUUGAAGCGGCUUUGCAUGCAGGCUUCAUCAACCAGCAACUAUCCGAGACUAGAUUUAACCACAACAACCACAACAACCACAAUCAACCGCAAUCAAGGAGGAGGAGGAAUGAGAAGAAGAAGAAGAAGACUAGCGAUGAUGAGUGUGGUAGCGAUUGUGGUAGUGAUUGUGGUGGCAGCAGUGGUGGUAGCAGUGGUGGUAGUGAUGGUGGUGGUCAUAAUCAUCAUCAUCAGCUUCUCUACCAGCAGGUGUCAGAGAAGCUCCUGGACUUGAUGGGAGCCCUCCACACGUCUGCUGGCCAAUUUGCAAGCAACCAAAAUACUACUACUACUACUACUACUACUACUACUACUACUACUACUACUACUACUAUCGAUAUGUGGAGUAUAGUUAUCUGUCCGCUCCUACAAGGCAUAGCAAGAUUCUGUUGUGACUGCCGGCCUAGUGUGAGAGGACAGGCCCUAACCAGCCUGCAACGCGCACUAUUGGCCCACGAUCUGGUGGUACUAUCUGCUAGCCAAUGGGAGGCCCUCUUUCAUAGUAUACUAUUUCCUCUUCUAUCAGGCCUAAUACAACCACCAUUACUACCACAAUUGCCACCAGAUGCCCCUAGGCCUACCUUCGCCCCAGGCCCAUUGGAGGAAGCUAGACUCCGAGCUGCGACACUGGUCACUAAGGUGUAUCUUCGCCACCUGUCCCCCCUGCUGACUCUACCAACAUUCACCGCACUGUGGCUAACAAUUCUGGAGUUUUUGGAUAAAUAUCUUGCACUGAGUUCCGACCACCUGAGAGAAGCAGUUCCAGAAAUGCUGAAGAAUAUGUUACUUGUGAUGGAGACAACGAGAGUCUUUCACACAGCAGAAGGCUUUACGAAAUUGUGGUCUAUUACGUGGGACAGGAUAGACGCGUUUCUGCCGUCACUAAGGCAUAACGUCUUUCGCUCCCAUCCGCCCUCUGAGAUUCACACAUGGGACACAACAACAACAACAACAACUUGUCCUGCUACUACCACCACCACUACCACUGCUGCCAUGGCUACUACUACUACAACUACUACUACUGAUACUACUACUGUUGCUGCUCCUACUCCUCCUACUGCUAAGGUGGAGGAAAGAGAGGAGGAACAAGAAAACCACUUUGCCCCUCUGACACUCCGUGAGCAGAACGCCGCAAGGUUGUCACUGAGCCAAGAAAAUCUGCCAGAAAUAAUUGAAAACACAAGUAUAAUUCUACAACCACCACUGCCACCAGGAGGAAUUAGCCAAUCAGCUGCAAGGACUCCAGAGGGGGGGAUAGCAGCCAGCCAAUCAGCGGCCAGCAUUCCACAGGCCGGCCAAUCAGCGCUGCCCAUCAUUCUGCAAAGUCUGCCUGUGUUCACGGACAAACCAAGUUAAAGGAAUCAAGAUUAUUAUUAUUAUUAUUAUUAUUAUUAUUAUUAUUAUUAUUAUUAUUAUUAUUAUUAUUAUUGUUAUUGUAGUGUUGUAUGUAAUUAUGAAGCAAAAUUAAAUACAGAUUAUAUAUAUUGUUACUACUACUACUACUACUACUACUACUACUACUACUACUACUACUACUACUACCUACUUUGUAUAUUAUUAUUAUUAUUAUUAUUAUUUAUUUGUCAUUCUCUCUCUCUCUCUCUCUCUCUCUCUCUCUCUCUCUCUCUCUCUCUCUCUCUCUCUCUCUCUCUCUCUCUCUCUUUGUGUAAUUGUUGUAAUUCAUGUGAUUAUAUUAAAGAAAAAAUGUAA